Messenger RNA from Serendipita indica DSM 11827, 1491 nucleotides. Lineage: Eukaryota; Fungi; Basidiomycota; Agaricomycetes; Sebacinales; Serendipitaceae. The record is from the annotation of a GenBank genome assembly.
AUGGACGCCAGGAUGCACCAACAACGCCCAAUCGCUGGGUUUUCAUCUCCUGUAGUCCCAAGGGCUCGUCCUCUCGUCAAUGGCGCGGCAGGAGCAGCCGCUGCAAGCCGCAUCCCGCCGUCUCUCCAGGCCAAAAUGGCUGCUUUGGCCAACAAGUCACAGCAGGCGACCACGUCCAAUAACCAAGCAAUGGAUGCCACAGUCCACGCUCUUAUGCGUGCUACACUGGCAGACAAACCACCCCUGCAUCCUAACGGAACACCUGCGCUCUCCACUCCCGGCCUUGGGACAAGUCCAGUCGGCCGUGGGCCGCCAUCCGGUAUCGGUGCACGCCGUGCUAAGCCGGGCAUGAAACUCAGCGACAUGUCUGGCUUUGGUGGUGCCGCAGAAACCUUUGGGCUUAGGGCUGGUCGUCCCGCAAGCCCUGGUCCACCGGCGCGACGUGCCCCUCCUCAGGGCAAUUUGGGCACACCCUUUUCCAGCUUUUCCAAGAUUGUGGACCCUUCCGGCGCGCUCAACUUUAAUGGAAAGGCCAUUCUUCACGCAAAGGGCGUCGACUUUUCCAGCGGGGCCUCGUUUAGCAUCAGUAUGAACCAGUUUGAACUCGAAGACGAGCUGGGCAAAGGAAACUAUGGCACUGUCAGAAAGGUGCUUCACAAGCCCACCAAAGUCGCUAUGGCCAUGAAGGAAAUCCGGUUGGAACUUGAGGAUCAGAAGCUCAAUGCGAUCCUCAUGGAACUCGACAUCCUUCAUCGCGCGGUUGCACCGGAAAUUGUCGAGUUUUAUGGUGCUUUCUUUGUCGAGGGUUGUGUCUACUAUUGUAUGGAGUACAUGGACGCCGGAUCACUGGACAAACUUCAAGGCGCCGGCAUUCAAGAGCCUGUGCUCGCCCGCAUCAGUGGCGCAAUGGUUAGAGGUCUCAAGUUUCUGAAGGAUAAGCUGCAGAUUAUGCAUAGAGAUGUCAAGCCUACAAACGUCUUGGUCAACAGACAAGGCAUUAUCAAGCUUUGCGAUUUCGGAGUAUCAGGACAACUAGAAAAGAGUCUCGCAAAAACAAAUAUCGGCUGUCAAUCAUAUAUGGCCCCGGAACGGAUCCAGGGCGAGUCUGUCAACAAUCUUGGAACAUACAGCGUCUCGUCAGACGUUUGGUCUCUGGGGUUGUCCAUCAUCGAAGCGGCCAUGGGCAAAUAUCCGUACCCGCCGGAGACGUAUGCCAAUGUAUUUGCACAACUUACCGCCAUUGUGCAAGGUGAUCCGCCCACGCUACCGGAUGGCUUCAGUGAUGAGGCGUGUGAUUUCGUCGCGCGAUGCUUGAUGAAGGAGCCCACCCGCCGGGCUACAUAUUCGGAACUUCUCGAACAUCCAUUCCUCAUCGCAGACUCGAAACGCACCGACGACGAGGUCGAUAUGCGUGGCUGGGUCGAAAUGGCCAUCGAAUGGCGCGAAAAGGAACGGAUAAAGGCUGCUGUUACUGCGGAACUAGAGCUCUAG